Yamadazyma jaroonii is the source of this 1512-nucleotide messenger RNA. NCBI's taxonomy places the organism in Eukaryota, Fungi, Ascomycota, Pichiomycetes, Serinales, Debaryomycetaceae. The record is from the annotation of a GenBank genome assembly.
AUGGAAGUAGAACUAACUCAGGAAAUAGUUACUGAAAACGUGGUAAGUGUGACAGAAAAUUUAACCCAUCAACAGGCCAAUACCAAUGAUACAGAGUAUGAAUUGGAUCAAAGUGAAUCCUUAACAUUUUUAUACAAUUUAUUGUAUGAUGAUCAGUCUUAUUUAUCAAAGUCAGACAUUUUAAGUAUUCUUAAUUCCUUAAAGUUAAGAGAGGAAAAAUUACCCUUUUCAUUCAUAGAAAAUUCAUCGAAUGAUAAUCAAGGUGUUAGUUGGCCACCUGGUUUAAGAACGAAAUUCUUACGGGAUAGGAAAAGAAUUGGGUCAAAAAACUGGUUUCAUAAUAUCACUAAUUCUUUAGAAUUGUCAAAGAAAAGUAUCAAUAUCAAAAGAUUUGACUCGUUAACGGAAUUUUACAAAUAUGAUAAAUUUUACAGCAAAUUAAAACUUCAUAUCACUCAUUUCCAAUUAAGAAAUUUAGUUUGUUGUUCUGAUUUUGGAAAGGGAAUAUUUUAUCCUCUGAGUUAUGAUCAUGAUUUUAAUUUACAGACGGUCAAUUAUGAAAGUCUGAACGAAAGUGUUUAUUCGUUUUUCAAAAUCAACAGAUUAUUGAACAGCAAAAAUGAUGCAAAACUUGAUUGCAUUAUUGAUUCUAGGAGCUUGUUAAAGAAUCUGAAUAGUAGAAUCAGUACAUUAGCUUGUUCGAAGAAUUAUUUAGUUUCGGGAACAUUUGAAGGUGAUUAUAUUUUGAAUAGAAUUGAUUAUGAUGACAGUGAAUUAAUCGGAGAAUAUAAUUUAACUAAUAAUUAUGAUGGGAUCACCAACAGUAUAAUAAUAAAAGAAGAAGAAAACCAAUUAAUAAUAUCGUCCAAUGAUAAAUUUAUACGAUAUAUUGAUUUAUCAAAUAAUUCUAAACAACAAGUUGAAUUACCAUUUGCUGUGAAUUGCCUUGCAUUAAAUCAUCAGAAUCCAAAUGAAUAUUUCAUUUCUGGUGAUGACACAAAUCUGUACAUAAUAGAUCAAAGAAUACCGUUUGAUCUUUCCAAUAUACCGAGAUAUAAAGGUCAAGAAGAUUAUAGUUUCAGUUGUGAUUGGAGUCCAAGCAACGAGAAUUGGUUAUUGUCAGGUAAUCAAGAUGGUUGUGUUAGGAUAUGGGAUAAACGAUGGCAAGAUCCUUUAUACACAUGGAGUGGAUCUUUAGGUCUGAAAGAAUUCGAUGGGAAUAAUAAUUCAGGUCCAGUAAGAAACACCAAAUUCAGUAGAACAGGUGAAUUUAUCUGUUGGGCUGAAAGUUUGGAUCACAUCGGAAUUAUGAAUGUAAAUGAUUUUAAUAAUGACAAAGUUGAUAGAAUUCAAUCUAUUGAGUUUAUUGGGAAAUGUACUGGGGCAAAUUUUGUAUAUGAUGGAUAUAAUGAAAAUUUAAUUGUAGGAGUUAAUGAUUGUCCAUUAGGAGGGAUAUUAAGUUACAAUUUGGAAAGUAGGGAUAAAUGCUUGGAUUUUGAUCUUAGUUUUUAA